UCUCCCGGUGUUAAAGUAGUCUGCAUUCCGUUCAUUGCUGUGCGCACCAGAUAUCGGAGGAGUGGGAUCGGGAGGUUUCUGCUCAAACGUUUGAAGCGUCCGUCACAAGUGGGUCCGUACGACGCCCUCGUCAUACAGGCCGACGCCGAGAGCACAGAAUUCUUCCGCAAAAACGACUUCAGCGACGAUAUUAUACUCAACAGUCGCUUCCGGGAGGCGGUGGUCGACGAUACCGGGCGGGAGAUACUUCCGCGGAGUACGGCCUACGGUCGCCGCGAACUUAUGUGUUAUUUGCCGCCAUUUGACGGCCACUACCCACCGAUGCCCGGAACCAAUGAGUGGAACCGAACGGAAGUGAUGAACGCCAUCGACGAUGAGGUGGAGCGAUGGCGGGUCAGGAGUCUGGAGGCCUAUCAGUCCCAGUGGUCGUGUAUCGCGCGACUGCAGCAGGAAAUCGUAAAAUUGCGGUCACUUCUCAAGCGACAGGAGUAUGGGUUCAAUAAAUUGCGAAAAGAAAACCAAAGCCUACAGAAAAUGCUUCUCCAGAGCGAAACUCAGUCUACUUUGGCUUUGAUCGAGGCCUGGAAGAACGAAACGGCUAAUUAUGGCUGAAGUCUUCACAUGACGAUCCAUUCCUAUCGAUUUGAACCUAUAAUUAAAUACAUCAAAGAAUAUAUGAUUGUAAUAUUUAUUAAUAAUUAUUGUAUAAAUCACUUACUCCUUACUUCGAUUCAAUUAAUACAGUAUUACAUCCAUACAUAAUCCUAGUAUAUAACCAUACAAUGUGUAUAAUUAAAGAAUUUAGUGCUCGACUGACUUUUCAUUUCAGAUAAAUUACAUAUCUUU
Oppiella nova is the source of this 846-nucleotide messenger RNA. The record is from the annotation of a GenBank genome assembly. NCBI's taxonomy places the organism in Eukaryota, Metazoa, Arthropoda, Arachnida, Sarcoptiformes, Oppiidae.